AUGCAACGGGUCGUGGAGGUCAGUGCCAGUGCGGUCAGCCAGACACGGUGUUUCAUAGACUACGAAUGUCAGUUGCCACAUAUCCUCGAGGCUCGCGCCUCCUCUGGCGUCUCGCAGUUUUUCGGUCAGUCUGGUCUCGAGGCUGGGCCCGAUAGUCGGCUCUACGUGCGAGGUGCGGCUGUCAUAGAGGAUGAAGAUGUGCCGCCGAUUUCUUCCCAGCCUGUUGCCCAUGUGCUCACAGGCGAUGGGGUUUUGUUGCCUGACACUGACAUGGAAGAGAUAGUCCAGUUUGCGGGGGCCUCACAGAGAGUCCAUAUUGCAGUUGACUGCAGCAGCACCAUGCCCACGCUCUGUUUUCCAGCGGGCAGCGUACAGUGUGGUCCUCUUCUAGCCUUCGCCUCCCAAAACAUGUGA
Molecule: messenger RNA, 414 nt
Organism: Prorocentrum cordatum
Lineage: Eukaryota; Dinophyceae; Prorocentrales; Prorocentraceae
Source: the annotation of a GenBank genome assembly